Molecule: messenger RNA, 1535 nt
Organism: [Torrubiella] hemipterigena
Lineage: Eukaryota; Fungi; Ascomycota; Sordariomycetes; Hypocreales; Clavicipitaceae
Source: the annotation of a GenBank genome assembly
AUGGUUUGGAUCUACGGGGGAGGUUUCUCUGAGGGUAAGCACAUUCGCGCCACUGAAUUGCCCAAUUAACGGAUUCCACAGGCAGUAAAGACCAUUACCAGUUCAAUCCAGUUGGGCUUCUUGCGUGGUCAGUGAUGGAUGGCAAAGACGGUAUUUUUAUCGUGCGACUAAACUAUCGGCCGGGAAUGUUCCGGUUCCUAAACGCCCCAGCAGCAGAUGCUAACGUUGGAUUGCAAGACCAGCGGCAGGCGCUGAAGUGGUAAGUUCUCUGCCAGAUACACAUGCAUUCAGAAAUACCAAUUGUAGAUGUGUAGGGUUCAGAAGUAUAUACGCUUGUUUGGUGGUGAUCCCGAGAACGUCACCAUCUUUGGGGAAUCGGCAGGGGGAGGGAGUAUUAUGCACCAUCUUACUGCAAAUGGAGGCAAAGGAAAUGUACCAUUCAAGCGAGCGAUUGGUCAGAGCCCGGGGUAUACCUUAUCCAUUCAAGACAAAGAGAUUCUGCACCGGCUUUUCGCAACAGCUUCAGAGAUACCCGGCAAGCCCGUGGCAACUGUCGAAGAGUUAAACAAUCUUGAUACCGACGAGCUUAUUGCAGCAAACGCAAUGACGAUAUUUCCCUCUUGUCAUGGUACUUACAGAUUUGGUCCAGAGUCAGGGGGCUCCUAUACACCGAAAUUACCCGGGCAGCUUUUAUUGGAAGGGCGGUACCACCAGGAUGUAGAUGUAAUGGUCGCUCACAACGCUCAUGAAGCAGGAGGAGUCUUUCCUAAAGUUAAUUCAGAGGAUGAUGUUCGUAAGGUCAUCAUUGACAAUCUGGCCAGCAUCUCUGCCAAAGGCGUGGAUAGUGUCUUGCAACUAUAUCCUGCUCCGCCUUAUGGUCAGCUGUAUACCACCCAAGAGACUCGUGCCGAGACCAUCUUCAGUGAGAUACUUUUCCAAUGCAAUUCUCGCUAUGUUGGAAAGGCAUACUAUAAUUGUUGGAACUAUCGCUUCCAAGCAGAGCAAGGCCACCAUGGCCAAGACAUCAAGUGGACAGUCCUUGACGGGCAUACAUCUAACGUCACGGCCCCUCAGCUGGCGGAGCUUAUGCAGGACUAUUUCCUGCAGUUUGCCACGACGAGCAAUCCGAAUGAUCAAGCUUCAGGCUGACCUACCUGGCCAAAGUACUCCGUCGGCGCCGAAGUAAUGACCUUUGGACCGACUAUAGCAGCUACGGAUCAUGACGAGAUGGCGAAUGAGCGCUGCGAGUUCUGGCUAAGGGGCGCAUAUAUGCAGAUAUAGGCUCGGAUAUAAGUAUCGAGGUACACAGUAACCUCCGGAUAAAUGUACAUUUCUGUAUUUUGCUUCUAUCCAUGUCAAUAAAAAAAGUUGCAUACCGUUUCACAAAUGCAUGCAUCGUGUAUAGCAUCCGGACCACCCGGAGGUAUGACGUUUGCUGCUUCAAAACAUGAUGUCUCUCAUCGGGCGUAAUAAAAAAAAAGAAUGAUGAUCCAUUGAAAUGUAACAUUUUAAAACUUGACAUUUGAAUGACGAUG